AUGGCACCUUUUUCUUUUAUAAAAACAUCCAUAUUAAUCUUUGCAUACCUAUUCUUAUGGUAUCAAACCAAUUAUCAACACCAGGUGAGUGCUUUAAGCACAUUAAACGAUGAUGAUGCUACUUCUAUGGAAAGUCUAUUUACAAAAGUGCAGAAGACCAAAUUUGAUAAGAAUGGGAACGCUGACAAAUUAACCAAUUAUGACAAUUCCAUGGAAAGUCUAUUUACAAAAAUGCAGAAGACCAGAUUUCCCCACUAUUCUGAUGACUUGUCCACCAAUUAUGACACUUCUAUGGAAAGUCUAUUUACCAAAAUGCAGAAGACCAGAUUUCCCCACUAUUCUGAUGACUUGUCCACCAAUUAUGACACUUCUAUGGAAAGUCUAUUUACCAAAAUGCAGAAGACCAGAUUUCCCCACUAUUCUGAUGACUUGUCCACCAAUUAUGACACUUCUAUGGAAAGUCUCUUUCCUCAAAUGAGAGAUGUUCAUCAUGAUGACCAUGACUACUUCCACCAUAAUGGUCGUCAUCAUCCUCAUCAUCAGCAUCAUCAUAAUGGUCAUCAUUAUGAUGACAAAUCAACGAAUUAUGACAGUUCCAUGGAAAGUCUCUUUCCCGAAAGGAGAGAUUUUCAUGGUGAUUAUGAAGAUACUAUAACCACAGACACUUACUCACAAAAAGGUGGAUACGUCGACAAACAUAACUACAUUUUUGACGAAGAUUUCUACCAUGUAAUGUACAAAAAUAAUGGAAAUGAACAGACAAAGGCAAAGGCCAAAACAGGAGUACAUUUACCCAUGUUAGAUGAAUAUUCCAUAGAGGAACAUGAAUAUUAUAACAAUUCUAAAAAUGGUAGAAGAAUUAAUAGUGUAAAUAAGAAAAAAUAUAGGAAUAUAUCUUCUAUACGCAAGUUUUUUAACAAAAUCGAUGCCAAGAUCGAGUCAGAAAUUGGACGUUAUUUCUACAUCAAGGAGGGGGAAAAACAUUGUUAUCCAAUCAGAAAAAUAAAUGGGGCACGAAAAUUCUUUAAUGUUCUCAGCAAGUAUAGAGUGUUCGCUCCUCUUGGUGUGCUUGGAAUAAUUUCCCUGUUAAUUUUAACAUCCCUUGUAAAAAUGAAAUUCCUCGGCACAAUGUCCUCAUUGCCGCUUCGACUGCUUUAG
Messenger RNA from Plasmodium knowlesi strain H, 1158 nucleotides. RefSeq lists its product as uncharacterized. The record is from RefSeq and is a predicted model, not a curated record. The coding region runs from base 1 to 1158 and encodes 385 amino acids. The transcript has 2 exons. Lineage: Eukaryota; Apicomplexa; Aconoidasida; Haemosporida; Plasmodiidae.